AUGUCGGGAAUAGUUCCAAAAAAACAAGAUUCGGGAACUAUUAAGGAUAAUGACAAAGAUUUAAAAGUGCAAAACAGAAGAAGGGAGAAGAGAAAAGCUGAGGAUGAAGAUGGUGAUGUAAAUAACAAAGAUGUAAAUGAAGAAAAACGUGAAAAUAAGAAUGAAGUGGAUAUAGAUGAAGAAACUAACCAAGACAAAGAUGAGAAAAAAGACAAGAGUUCAAAUGAUUACAACGUUUCAGAUACUUACAGAAAUGAAAAUCAUGACAUUAAUAAUGAAGUUCAAAAUAAUAAGGAAGACAAAAAUAACAAAGACUAUUUGGAUGAUUAUUACCAUGAUGGUAAUGAUAACAAAGACGAGGAAGAUAAGAAUAAAGACACCAAUUCGAAUGAUACCAAAGUUGCAGAUCCAAACAACAAUGAUGAUGGAGCUCAAAAGAUUCUGAAUCGAUCGUUGGAAAUUUCAUUAAUACGUCUUAAGUAA
This is a messenger RNA of Lucilia cuprina (Australian sheep blowfly), 483 nucleotides long. RefSeq lists its product as uncharacterized. The record is from RefSeq and is a predicted model, not a curated record. Bases 1 to 483 code for a protein of 160 amino acids. Lineage: Eukaryota; Metazoa; Arthropoda; Insecta; Diptera; Calliphoridae. The transcript is spliced from 3 exons.